AUGGGGAAAAGAGGAGGAGCUAAGAGGAAGGCCGGCCACAUAGAGAUGGACGAGGCCACCCACCUGAACAAGCCGUCUAAGCAAGACAACGCUCGGCCAUUGCCAAAGCGGCGGCGGCUCAAGGAGAAGCCCUGCCACUCCGAUGAGCCCCGCAACCUGGAGGAUCUAUGGAAGGCUGCCUUUCCUGUUUGUACUUCAUGGUAUCACGUGGACUCUGUCUACAACGAAUUCAAGUGGGAUUUCUCCCAUCUUGAACAAGCAUUCCAAGAGGGAGGAAAGCUGCAUCAUCAUGAGAUCAAUGCCAACAACGACAACAACAAAAAAUUCUAUCUGUUCGGAACAACCGAAAUUCAUAAACAAGAUGUCGGAGAAUAUGUUUUGAUCCCUGUGGUGGUAGCCAUUGUAUCAGCUUCCCCGCCUUGCCAUCAACUAGGCUUUGACGUAACUGAUUAUGACAUGCCGGGAGCCAAUGAACGAGUUAUAAUUCCAAUGAAAAAGCUCAAGAUGGAUUGGAUCCCCUACAUUCCUGUCCACAAGAGACAAGCCAAAGUUGAGAGACUCAUGAAGAGAUCUCCUCAGAUAUUUGUGUUGGGCUGCACUCAAAGAAAGGUUGCUUUAGAACACAUCAACUCAGAUCGUUGCCUCAAAAUUCAAUACUCUGUGCCCUGUUUACAUGGUCAUCAUCAUGAUGGGAAUGAGGUUGAUAAGACUAAUACUAGACCGUUGAGUCCACUGAGGGAGUUCCUCCUUGAGCAGGUGAUACAAGAAGAUGAAUUUUUACCUCAAGAAAGAAAGGAUUUCCUGAUGGGGUAUGUCAGGGAGCAACUCUUUGAAGCAAAGAGAGCAGCUAAUAAAAAAACGACGAUUUACAAGUUCUACCCCCUACCAACACCGCACACUCCUCGCCUUAGGCACAAGUUUGCCGGCAUCAACAACUUUUGCCCGGACGCUGAUGAGGUUCUGUGA
Molecule: messenger RNA, 966 nt
Organism: Prunus persica (peach)
Lineage: Eukaryota; Viridiplantae; Streptophyta; Magnoliopsida; Rosales; Rosaceae
Exons: 1
Coding region: 1-966 (321 amino acids)
Biological process (GO): regulation of cellular response to heat
Source: RefSeq, a predicted model, not a curated record